AUGUCUACCGUGGGCAAGACCAUCACCUGUAAGGCCGCCGUCGCCUGGGAGGCCGGUAAGCCUCUGUCCAUCGAGGACAUUGAAGUUGCUCCUCCCAAGGCCAACGAGGUCCGUAUCCAGGUCUACUACACUGGUGUUUGCCACACAGAUGCCUACACUCUCUCCGGUAAGGACCCUGAGGGUGCUUUCCCCAUUGUCCUCGGACACGAGGGCGCCGGUAUCGUUGAGUCGGUUGGUGAGGGCGUCACCAACGUCAAGCCUGGUGACCACGUUGUUGCCCUUUACACCCCCGAAUGCAAGGAGUGCAAGUUCUGCAAGUCCGGAAAGACCAACCUCUGCGGCAAGAUCCGAGCCACUCAGGGUAAGGGUCUGAUGCCCGAUGGUACCUCUCGAUUCAAGUGCAAGGGCAAGGAUCUGCUUCAUUUCAUGGGCACCUCCACCUUCUCUCAGUACACCGUCGUCGCCGACAUCUCCGUAGUCGCCAUCGAGCACGAUGCUCCUAUGGACCGAACCUGUCUGCUUGGCUGCGGUAUCACCACUGGAUAUGGUGCUGCUACCAUUACAGCCAACGUUCAGGAGGGUGACAACGUGGCCGUCUUCGGUGCCGGAUGUGUCGGUCUUUCAGUCGUUCAGGGUGCCGCUGCCCGUAAGGCUGGCAAGAUCAUUGUUGUUGAUGUCAACCCCUCCAAGAAGGCCUGGGGUGACAAGUUCGGUGCUACUCACUUCGUGAACCCCACCGAGCUCGGUGACCAAUCCAUCCAAGAUAAACUCAUUGAGAUGACUGAUGGUGGUUGUGACUACACCUUCGACUGCACUGGCAACGUUGGUGUCAUGCGUGCUGCCCUCGAGGCUUGCCACAAGGGUUGGGGUGAGAGCAUUGUCAUCGGUGUUGCUGCCGCUGGUCAGGAAAUCUCUACUCGACCUUUCCAACUUGUUACCGGCCGAGUUUGGCGAGGAUGUGCAUUCGGUGGUGUCAAGGGCCGCUCUCAGCUGAACGACCUUGUCGCUGACUACAAGAAGGGUGAUCUCAAGGUCGACGAGUUCAUCACCCACCGCAAGACUCUCGGCGAGAUCAACAACGCCUUCGAGACGAUGAAGCAAGGCGACUGCAUCCGUGCCGUCGUCGAUAUGCAAAAGCUUGAGCCUAAGAUUUAA
This is a messenger RNA of Fusarium musae, 1155 nucleotides long. It is a transcript of the gene FDH1, whose product is annotated as formate dehydrogenase (NAD+). NCBI's taxonomy places the organism in Eukaryota, Fungi, Ascomycota, Sordariomycetes, Hypocreales, Nectriaceae. Gene Ontology annotation, cellular component: cytosol. Gene Ontology annotation, molecular function: S-(hydroxymethyl)glutathione dehydrogenase [NAD(P)+] activity; zinc ion binding. Bases 1 to 1155 code for a protein of 384 amino acids. The transcript has 5 exons. The record is from RefSeq and is a predicted model, not a curated record. Gene Ontology annotation, biological process: formaldehyde catabolic process.